UAGGUGUUGCACUAAGAAAUAUUAAUAAUGCCACUGCUGGAGGCACCUGCGGACUACCUGGAGUCCUCUCCGGAUCAAUCGCUUCAGGCGGAACUGCCCAUCCUUCUGGCACCGCCAGGACCGGCCGCCUUGGCCCAGGUCCGGAUGCCUCCGCCCGAGGUGCGGCUCAAUCAGCAGAAUCCCGCACAGCAGCAGCAGCAGCGGAUGCAGUUCAACCGCCGCCAACUGGGUCGCCGGAACUCCUUCGAUCGGGAUGUGGCCAUUGCCGAGGAGGAACAGCACCUUCCGGCCUUCGUCCACCUGCUGCCCGUGGUGCUACCCCAACAGGGCCCGGAACCGACACUGGACGAGCUACUGCGCCGAGUGACGCAACGCACGGAUCUGGAGGCGGUGGAGCAAGUGCGUCUGCGCGUGAUCUCUUACACAGUCAGCCUGUCCCGCCUGUCGCUCUUCCUGCCGCGCCUCCAAUCCCUCGACCUGAGUGGCAGUGUGCUGAGCUCCCUGCGCGACCUGGGCUAUGGACUCCUCCAGCUAACCCGGUUGGACAUCAGCAACUGCGGCCUGAAUAGCUUCGACGGCACCAGUGGACUGCCGGCCAUCCGUGUGCUCAUCGCCGAUGGAAACAUGAUCCAGCGGGUUGAUCCGCUGGCCGAACUGGUCCACCUGCGCGUUCUCAAGGCAAGGAACAACCGGAUCAGUGAGCUGGGCCUGCUCUCCUUCUUGGGAAUGUGCCCGCAGCUGCAGGAGGUGGAGUUGCAGGGCAAUCCCGUGUGUCGUUUACCGCUCUACCGCUCGCUCCUGGCGCGCAGUGUGCCCACGUUGCAACUGUUGGAUGGACGGGUGUUGAACGGUGAACCUGCUCCGGUGGAGAUGGAGGAGGCCACAUCCCCGGCAUCAAGUGAUCUGGAGUCUGGCUCCGAGACGACUGCACAACGGCCGAACACGGCGCCUGCUCCGGAACCCGUUCCUAUCGCCUUGAAUGCUGCCAUCCGGCGCCAAGUGUCGGCCAGCUCUGGCUCCACUCCAGUGGCCGGAUCGGUUUUGAGCCUGGUGCGCCAGCGGCGAAGGCGCAGUGGCCACGCCUGGGUCAGUUCCUCCUCCUCCAGCGGAUCGUCUUCCGCCUCCUCUGCCCGAUCCACGCGGGCGCCAUCAAUGAGCUCCUGCUCCUCCAACAGCAGCCUCGACGUCCAAUCAUCGUCCCAUUAUGUCUUCAGCACACAGUCAACGCUGGACUAGACCACACUGCAAAAAAGUUAAUAUUUUAUACACAAUAAUAUUAUUGACCAUAUGAAUCAGGAUUCUAAAUCCUGACUGAACUGGUUAUACCAGAAACAAACAAAAAAUCAAAAUUAACAAGCUUGAGAGCUUGUUGAAUAAAUACACACAAUUACUUCAUG
Messenger RNA from Drosophila melanogaster (fruit fly), 1397 nucleotides. RefSeq lists its product as uncharacterized. The record is from RefSeq and is marked reviewed. NCBI's taxonomy places the organism in Eukaryota, Metazoa, Arthropoda, Insecta, Diptera, Drosophilidae. Bases 28 to 1236 code for a protein of 402 amino acids. The transcript has 2 exons.